Cotesia congregata is the source of this 1194-nucleotide messenger RNA. NCBI's taxonomy places the organism in Eukaryota, Metazoa, Arthropoda, Insecta, Hymenoptera, Braconidae. The record is from the annotation of a GenBank genome assembly.
AUGCUUGUACGCACUGCUGGACACAUGCAAAAAGGCCUGAAAGCACUAGAAGAAUAUUGCAACUUAAACGAGCUGGUAGUUAAUACCUCUAAAACGAAAGUAUUAAGAGUCAGUGCAAGUGGGAAGUGUCGGAAAAAAUGUCCUGCAUUCAAGUUCAAUGGCGAAACCAUUGAAGUGGUAAAAUCAUACACAUAUUUAGGUGUACUUUUCACUCCCAGUGUAGUGGGUCUGAGCACAGUUAAUCAUGCCAUCAACCGCAGCAAAGUUGCCACGAGUACUGCGCUGGCCACACUGGCCAAACUAAAAGCCGACUCCUGGAGUGGGAAAAUCAAACUAUACAAUAGUCUAGUACGUAGCACGCUUCUCUAUCAAGCCCACUUGUGGUGCAUCGGAUCUGACUAUAUUGAGAUGCUAGAAUCUGCCCACAUCGAUUUCUUUAAAAAAUUGCUGACUCUUCCCAAGUGCACGCCAGGCUACGCUAUCAGAAUCGAGCUAAACAUCGAGCACUCUGCAGUCACUCUACUACAAGCCUCCAUCAACUGGACUAUUAAAAUUUUGAAACUCGAGGAUCAUCGACUCCCUAAAAUCUGCCUUCUUCAACUACUCAAGCAUCAAAAAUCAACAAUCAGACCUAAAAUGCUCUGCUGGUCCCAGCAUCUUUAUGACACUCUAAAAACCAUCGGUGAGGAACAACUACUGGACAGCACAGAUUCUGAUCUCUGGGCUGGCCGUAAAGAAAUAAUCCUAAGCAAGUACCGACGACACCUUGCUCUCGCUGAUCGAGAUCGCUAUGCACGCUCUCAAGCCUGUCAAGUAAUCCUACCGACUCCCCUAUUUGAAAUCUUGCCAGAGAUGUCCAUCAGAAUUCCUCAACAUCUGAUUAAGCCAAUAGUUCAACUAAGAUUGGCUUCCAACUACUCCUGCUUCAUCUCCAUCGCUAAUGAAACAAUUUAUCUUUCACCGGUCAAGACUUGUGUGUUCUGUGGUUCCGGGUGCAAGGAAACAAUUCUCCACUUUCUGGUUCAGUGUACAUUCUACGCAAACCUAAGGAGCGUAUACUGGGAAAACGAUAACAGAAGCUGUUCUGAUUAUGAAACUCUGGGAAAAAUGCUGGGAGUCAUUAAUAAGCCCAACCUCAGAACUCUCCUUGAGAACCUUCAAAGCUGCCUGAUCCUCAGGAAAUCAUUCAUUUGA